CUCUCAUGUCUUCACUUGAUGUAGCUCUCAAGACUUCACUUUAUGUAGCUCUUAUGUCUUCACUUUAUUUAGCUCUCAUGUCUUCACUUUAUGUAGCUCUCGUGUCUACACUUUAUGUAGCUAUCAUGUCUUCACUUUAUGUAGCUCUCAUGUCUUUACUUUAUGUAGCUCUCGUGUCUUCACUUUAUGUAGCUCUCGUGUCUUCACUUUAUGUAGCUCUCGUGUCUUCACUUUAUGUAGCUCUCGUGUCUUCACUUUAUGUAUCUCUCGUGUCUUCACUUAAUGUAGCUCUCGUAUCUUCACUUUAUGUAGCUCUUAAGUCUUCUCUUUAUGUAGCUCUC
Candidula unifasciata is the source of this 341-nucleotide messenger RNA. Lineage: Eukaryota; Metazoa; Mollusca; Gastropoda; Stylommatophora; Geomitridae. The record is from the annotation of a GenBank genome assembly.